AUCAUCCACGCGCUGCCGUCUUACCUGCCGGCAUUUGGAUCGAACCAGGCAGCGGCGCGGCCCCCUAAAAGAGGACGAGGUAAAGGUCGGGAUGGCUUCUCUCGCUUCUUCUUCUGUCGUUGGACUCCGUCGCCCUCAGGUUCAUUGCUUUUCAAGAGGAUUCAUCUCUUUUAAAGGGCUGUGUUAUAAAGCAUUUGUGGUAAAUCAGAGGAUUUCGAAUUUUACAUCAACUGGUUUCGGGAAAGCUGUAUGUUUUUCUUUAAAAGAAGAUGAUAGAUUUAUAGCUGUACCAAGGUCAAGUGAAAGUGAUAUUCUACUAGGAGAAAGUGCUGUCGUGGAACAGGAUAAUGCAACUGUUAAUUCUAUGGUUCAAGCAGAUGCAGUAGCCCUUGGAACAAUGACAGCCGAUAUGGCUUCAGUUCCUGAUGACUUUUCUAUUGACAAUGAUGAGAACGAUUUAGAUUGUCCUACAGAAGGGUUCUCCUGUAUCUCAGAGGCCAUCAAGGACAUCCGUCAAGGCAAGUUUGUGAUUGUAGUCGAUGAUGAAGACAGAGAAAAUGAGGGAGAUCUUAUAAUGGCUGCAUCUUUGGUAACGCCAGAGGCCAUGGCUUUUGUAGUCAAGCAUGGGACAGGAAUUGUAUGUGUGAGCAUGAAAGCAGAAGACCUUGAAAGGUUAGAGCUUCCUCUCAUGGUGUCAAAUAAAGAAAAUGAGGAGAAACUGUGCACAGCAUUCACGGUCUCAGUGGAUGCCAAACAUGGUACAACCACUGGUGUGUCUGCUAGAGAUAGAGCACAGACGGUUAUGAUGCUUGCGUCACCUGAUUCAAAGCCUGCAGACUUUAAUCGUCCUGGCCAUAUUUUUCCGUUGAAGUACAGGGAGGGUGGUGUUUUAAAAAGAGCUGGACAUACGGAAGCAUCAGUUGACCUGGCUAUUCUGGCUGGAUUACCCCCUGUUGGAGUUCUAUGUGAGAUCGUUGAUGAUGAUGAUGGUUCCAUGGCUCGGUUACCAAAGCUACGUGAAUUUGCCAAGGAGGAGAAUUUAAAAAUAAUCUCAAUUGCAGAUUUGAUCAGAUAUAGGAGGAAAAGAGAUAAGUUGGUUGAACGUGCUUCCAUUGCACGGUUACCCUUAAAGUGGGGUUCUGUUCAGGCCUACUGCUAUCGAUCAUUGCUUGACGGAAUGGAGCAUAUUGCCAUGGUUAAAGGAGAUAUUGGGGAUGGCCAAGAUAUCCUGGUAAGAGUCCACUCUGAGUGCCUCACUGGGGACAUAUUUGGAUCAUCUAGAUGUGACUGUGGCAGUCAACUUUCAUUGGCUAUGGAAAUGAUUGAAAAAGCUGGCAGAGGUGUGUUGGUUUACCUUCGUGGACAUGAAGGAAGGGGCAUUGGUCUUGGUCACAAGCUUCGUGCUUACAACCUACAGGAUGACGGGCGCGACACAGUGGAAGCUAACGAGGAGCUCGGAUUGCCUGUAGAUUCACGAGAAUAUGGCAUAGGCGCACAGAUAUUACGAGACCUAGGUGUUCGAACAAUGAAACUGAUGACUAACAAUCCUGCCAAGUAUGGUGGACUGAAAGGCUAUGGAUUGAGCAUCGUCGGUAGGGUUCCCUUGCUAACUCCAAUCACAAAGGAGAAUAUAAGAUACUUGGAGACAAAAAGAACAAAAAUGGGUCAUAUAUAUGGAUCGGAAUUCAAUGGUAAUCUUACUAGUUUCAUCAUAGGUAAUGUAACCAACGAAUCCGAUCCGGCUUCUUAAUAUGCAUUUGUCGCACGAGAAGUUGAAAUAAUUAUGCUUAACCAGCAUAAUUGUGGUGAUUGUUUCCUGAUAUUACCGUCUUGUUAUGUUUGGAGUUGCAGGUGUUGACUCGAGAUAAUUUGCAACCUUAUUGAACUGAGUUGUUCUUAAUAAAUCCGUCAUUGAGUCAUGCAGUUGUUUGCAACCUAAGCUACUGUUUCGGUCAUAGCGUGUUAUUAAUGUGAAAUCCUCUCUUCUUCAUUUUCAAUGUAUUCAAAUGAUUUGA
This is a messenger RNA of Musa acuminata subsp. malaccensis (wild Malaysian banana), 2015 nucleotides long. Its product is annotated as probable bifunctional riboflavin biosynthesis protein RIBA 1, chloroplastic. The record is from RefSeq and is a predicted model, not a curated record. Lineage: Eukaryota; Viridiplantae; Streptophyta; Magnoliopsida; Zingiberales; Musaceae. Gene Ontology annotation, cellular component: chloroplast. Gene Ontology annotation, molecular function: GTP cyclohydrolase II activity; 3,4-dihydroxy-2-butanone-4-phosphate synthase activity. Gene Ontology annotation, biological process: riboflavin biosynthetic process.